Iphiclides podalirius (scarce swallowtail) is the source of this 1797-nucleotide messenger RNA. The record is from the annotation of a GenBank genome assembly. NCBI's taxonomy places the organism in Eukaryota, Metazoa, Arthropoda, Insecta, Lepidoptera, Papilionidae.
AUGCAGAAAAUAUUCCGAUCACUAAAGUUAAGUUAUGAUGCCAAUACUAAGUUGUGGAAUUUUUCAAUUGAUGACUAUGAGGAACUUAUGACUAAAAUUACACCCUUAGCUCCACAUGUCGUUCUUGGUGCAUUACCCUCAUAUGUGCUUAAGGUCCUCAAAGAACAGCAGGUUGAUCCAAAUAGUAUUGAUAUAACUCCUAUAGAACCAACUCUAAGGAACCAACUUAUGCCCUUUCAGGAGCAAGGGGUCAGAUUUGCCAUAGCUCAUGGCGGUAGAUGUAUGAUUGCCGAUGACAUGGGACUUGGCAAGACCUUCCAAGCCUUGGCUGUCGCAAGUUACUACAGAUUGAAUUGGCCAUUGCUUAUCGUCACAACAUCUUCUAUGAGGGAGACAUGGCAGAGCAAAAUCCAUGAACUACUACCAUCUGUUCCAAUGAUGAAUAUUGCAACCCUUAGCAGUAGUAAGGACACUCAGUUAGUAGCAGACCGUCAGACCGAGGUGGUGAUAGUAAGCUAUAAGAUCACAAGCAUGCACACAGAUGUUUUGAAGGAUAAAAAGUUUGGAGUUGUUAUUGUUGACGAGUCGCACCAGCUGAAGUCCUCACGGGCCCGCUGCACCGGCGCCCUGGGGGCGGUGGCCAAGAGGGCGUCCAGGGUGCUUUUGCUGAGCGGCACCCCGGCCCUCAGCCGCCCGGCGGAGCUGUUCACGCAGCUGGCGCUCAUCAGGCCAGGGCUCUUCGCGUCCUACACGGAGUACGGUAAGAGAUAUUGCGCUGGCAGACAGACAAACUUCGGUUGGGACAUGACUGGGCAGUCGAACCUAACGGAGCUGCAGAUCAUACUGCGGAAGAAGUUCCUCAUCAGGCGGACUAAGGAACAGGUCCUUACAUCAUUGGGGGCCAAAACGAGGGAGUCGGUGCUGCUGGACCAGUCGCUGCUGCAGUUCACCCAGGAGGAGCGCAAGGGCCUCUCGCAGAUGGCGGAGACCCUGCGGGGGUCCAGAUCCUCGGAGAGGCACGCGGCCCUGCUCACCUUCUUCAGCGAGUCCGCCAGGGCCAAGAUACCCGCCGUCUGCAAAUACAUCAAGCAGCUCCUGAGGGAUGAGUCGACGGGCAAGUUCCUCGUGUUCGCGCACCACAGGAACGUGAUCGACGCCAUAUGCCUCACGCUGGACGAAGCCGGCACGCCCUACGUCAGCAUAGUGGGUUCGACCCCGACGCACACUCGCGCCGAGCUGGUGGAGCGCUUCCAGCUGCAGGAGAGCUGCCGCUGCGCAGUGCUCUCGCUGACGGCAGCCAGCUCGGGCCUGACCCUCACCGCGGCGCGGCUCGUGCUCUUCGCCGAGCUGCAUUGGAACCCUGGGGUGCUGACGCAGGCGGAGAGCAGGGCGCACCGUCUGGGCGUGGCGGGCUCUGUCUGCGCCCGUUACCUGCUGGCCAAAGGCACCGCCGACGACCACAUGUGGCCCCUGCUCCAGGAUAAGCUCAACGUGCUUAACGAUGUCGGUCUAAGCGGAGAGACGUUCGAGGAUACAACUAUGACGCAUCAGGAGAGCAAAAAUAUAUCGCAUUAUUUGACGCCUAAGUGCUUCAAAAACAGGAACGACUAUAUUCCCGGUACGAACAUAAGGAAGGUUCCGUUGCGACCGCAAAUCGCUGAUGCAAACGACGAAAACGCCAAACCCGAUACUUCAGCUGCCUGCAUCGCAAUGGAUGGGGAUUUCAGAGUCGACGAUAUAGAGAAAUCCUUCCUAGAAAACGACGAGGAUGACGAACUAAUGGCCAAUUUGGAUUUA